UAAGUUGUCAGGUAAGUAGACCAUAGAUACAUAAGAAUAACAGAAACAAGUCAUUGAUAACCUGCAUUUCCAAGGGAAAAUCUUGGUCUAGUUUCACUGCGCUUCUCUUCUUCUAUGUGCUUUUCACGAUCGCUCUGAAUUUCCCUUGUCAUCUUUUUCAUCUAACCCUAAUACCAAGAUGGAGGAUGUUGCUACUGCUUCUAAUGGUAAAAUCAUUCAUAAUUAUAAAUUCUUGUACUUCUGUUUUCCUUCUGCAAUUUUGUCCCUCUUCAGUUAAUGCUAGUGUGUUCAAUAAGAGGAUAGAGAAAACAUGUUCCUCACAUUAGCAGUUGAAGAAGCAUACAAAGGGGUUGAAAGUGGCGACGGUUACCCAUACGGCGCAGUUAUUGUUCGAAAUGAUGAAAUAGUUGCGAGCUGUCAUAACAUGGUUGUGAGAAACACUGAUCCCAGUGCCCAUGCUGAGAUUACUGCUAUAAGACAGGCUUGUCGAAAGCUGAAUCAAGUUGAACUUUCUGAGUGUGAAAUCUAUGCUUCUUGUGAGCCUUGUCCAAUGUGCUUUGGUGCAAUUCUUUUUUCCAAAAUCAAGAAAGUGGUUUAUGGAGCAAGUGCAGAAGCUGCUGUGGCUGUUGGACUUGAAAGUAACAUUGCUGAUGCACUGAUGGACGAUAACUUUUAUGAGAAGGUCAACUUGGAGAUCAAAAAGGCUCAAGGUAGUAUUGCUGUAAUUGCAGAACAAGUAUUUGAGAAUACCAAAGACAAGUUUGUUCUGCCUUGACUUGCUUAUUCAUCUCAUCAUGUUACGGUUGUUCAAUAUAUUUUAAGUGAUUUUAAAAUAUAAAAAAAUAAAAAAAUAAAAAAAUAGAAAAUCACUGAUCAUAAAAAAAAAUUGUCAAAUUGUUAAAAAAACAUUUUCUUAAAUAUAUUAUAGUUUGUAUGUGGGUCCAAUGAUGGACCGCUCUAUUUGUUGAUUGUUGCUCCCACUUUUCUAUUUGUUGCCCCUUUAUUUGGACUUGCUCGUAAGACUUUUGUAUUCUCCCUUAUUAUCAAUGAAGUACAUUUUCCUGUAA
Vigna unguiculata (cowpea) is the source of this 1067-nucleotide messenger RNA. Its product is annotated as guanosine deaminase-like. NCBI's taxonomy places the organism in Eukaryota, Viridiplantae, Streptophyta, Magnoliopsida, Fabales, Fabaceae. Gene Ontology annotation, biological process: purine nucleoside catabolic process. Gene Ontology annotation, molecular function: guanosine deaminase activity; zinc ion binding. The record is from RefSeq and is a predicted model, not a curated record.